Molecule: messenger RNA, 3504 nt
Organism: Cyclospora cayetanensis
Lineage: Eukaryota; Apicomplexa; Conoidasida; Eucoccidiorida; Eimeriidae
Product: probable phospholipid-transporting ATPase IIA
Exons: 22
Coding region: 1-3504 (1167 amino acids)
Biological process (GO): retrograde vesicle-mediated transport, Golgi to endoplasmic reticulum; phospholipid translocation; endocytosis
Cellular component (GO): endosome; plasma membrane; trans-Golgi network
Molecular function (GO): ATPase-coupled intramembrane lipid carrier activity; ATP hydrolysis activity; ATP binding
Source: RefSeq, a predicted model, not a curated record
AUGAUGCAGCCAGUACGCGAUCUUUCCCAUGCGGAGUAUGAAACAACGGAGGAGGCCCCCCUACUGAGAAGGGGUGGCGGUUGCUGUCCUGAGGACGGCAAUUGCCUGCAGCGCAUGUGUGCACUCUUGUUGCGGCGUCUCUGUGGCGUGAAGCCCGCAUACCGGGAGCGCCUCAUUCACCUCUCUGGGCAAACAGCUCCAACUCAUUUCACAAGUAAUGCCAUUAAAAACACAAAGUAUUCGCUCUUCACGUUUCUCCCAGUCGUCCUCUUCCAGCAAUUCAGAUUCUUUUUCAACCUCUUCUACCUCAUCGUGGCUUUGGCUCAACUAGUUCCAAUCCUCCAGGUGGGUCCUCUGUUCACGUACUUAGCGCCGUUGGCGUUUGUGUUGCUCGCCACGCUAGCCAAGGAGGCAUAUGAUGAUAUUAAACGGUAUAUCCGAGACAAGGAGCUCAACGAGCAACAGUAUGCGCGCCUCCUACCCACAGGGUUUGAACCCGUGAGUGCAUGCAACAUCCGCGUCGGCCAGGUGAUUCAGGUGGGGGCGAACCAACGAGUUCCCGCAGACUUGGUGUUUCUCAAGACAACAGAAAAAAGCGGCAGCUGCUUUAUUCGGACAGACCAAUUAGAUGGCGAAACGGACUGGAAGCUCAGGCGUGCAGUGCACGCAACUCAGCACCUCAGCGGCCCCGAGCAGAUCGUCUCGCUGGACGCGCAAGUGCUGGUGGAGGCUCCACGUCAGGAUAUAUACGAGUUUACGGGUCGCUUUUCUCUCUAUGACACAAACGCGUCCAGCAGCAGCAGCAGCAAUACUGGCGGCAGCAGUGCGAGUUCUGCCGCUGCUGCUGCUGCUGUUGCUGUAGCCAAAGUACCUGCAGCAGCCUCCUCUGAGGCGCAGAAGUGCGCUGUUUCAGGCUCUCUCUUGCAGCCGCAGCCGCAGGAGGAGGAAGAAAAUCUUUCUAGCAGCAGACGCUCAUCUGCAGCAGCGGGACUGGCAGCAGCAGCAGCACUUCCUCCCGCCGGUGACACAGUGGUGAACAUCGCACGAGGCCACUGCAACGCCGCGCAUGUUGAGCCGCUAGGCUUGGAUAAUGUGCUAUGGGCAAAUACUGUAGUGGCUUCAGGAACGGUAUUUGGUCUGGCGAUCUACACAGGCAGAGAGACACGCGCAAGCAUGAACGCUUCGCAAGCUUCGACGAAGGUUGGGCUUUUUGACUUGGAGGUUAAUCUCAUGGCGAAGGUUCUCUUUGGGCUCUUGUGUCUCUUGGCGCUGGCGUUGGUGGCGUUGCGCGGUCUGGAAGGCAUCUGGGUGGUGUAUUUCUGCCGCUUCAUCCUCCUGCUUUCCUCGAUAAUUCCGAUCAGCCUGCAAGUGAACCUCAUCAUCGCCAAGACGAUCCACAGCUUGAAUGUGAUGAGGGACAAGCGCAUGAAAGGAGCCCUGGUGCGAACGUCUACCUUGCCAGAGGAGCUUGGCCGCGUUCACUACCUGCUUUCCGACAAAACCGGCACACUGACGCAGAACGAAAUGCACUUCAAAAAGCUUCACAUUGGCAGAGCUCUCUUCGCAGACGACGGCCUGCAGCAGCUGCAGCAGUGUGUCACGCACCAGUGCAACUGCAGCUCUCCCCCCCGAUGCGAGGAUUGGGAAGGGGGGGAGGCCUUACUCAGCUCGACGCGAAGCCAAGAAGAGAGUGCCUCUGGAGGAGGAGCUCCCUACGGCAGGAGAAGCAGACGCAGCGAAGUCGAGUCUGCGGCACUAGAGGCCAUUAAAGCCCUUAGCAUCUGUCACAACGUCACACCCAUCACCGAAGACGGGCAGCUUCACUUCCAAGCAGCCUCGCCGGAUGAAGUGGCCCUUGUCCAAUUCGCUAGCGAAGUUGGGCUCCGUCUCGUGCAGAGAGACGAACACAAUAUGACAAUUGAGGGCCCAUGCGGCGUCGUGUUUGAGUACGCCGUGCUGCACUGCUUUCCGUUUUCGUCUGAGCUCAAGAGGAUGGGCAUAAUUGUUCAAGACAAAGCCACCCAACGUAUCUUCUUCUAUGUCAAGGGGGCCGAGACAGUGAUGCUCUCUCUUGUAAGGCCCAAGGGUUCUCAGUGGCUCGCAGAAGAAUGCGAUAACUUCGCCAGACAAGGUUUGCGGACGUUGGUGUUUGCGUAUAAGGAACUGACGGCCUCCCAGCUGGAAGCCUUCAGGGCCAAAUACGAGGAGGCACGACGUCAAAUGCAGCAGCGCGAACGGAGAGUGCGCAGAGAAAUCGAGCGGCUCGAGCAGGAUCUUCUUCUCCUCGGGCUGACGGGGGUUGAAGACAAGCUGCAGGACGCCGUGCCGGAGACUCUCGAGUCUCUUAGACAUGCAGGGAUCAAGAUCUGGAUGCUUACAGGAGACAAAGUUGAAACGGCAACGUGUAUUGCCGCCUCCGCUGGUCUGAAGGGGCGGCACGACAGCCUUACCAUUCUUUCUUCUGCUUCCAUCAGGACGCCUGGGCAGGCUCAGGAGGCGUUAGAGCGCUUCAGCAUGGGUCCUAGCGAGUCGGUUCUGGUAGUUGACGGCCGUGUGCUGUCUCUCUUCCUCUGUCACUUUCCAAAAUACUUCAUUCUUACCGCCUGCCAGGCUCCGGCAGUGGUCUGCUGCCGCUGCUCCCCCACGCAAAAGGCCGCAGUAACGGCGCUGCUGAAGCAGUACACGGGCCGACGCACUUGUGCCGUAGGCGAUGGGGGAAACGACGUCUCGAUGAUUCAGGCAGCGGACGUCGGAGUCGGAUUGGAGGGAAAAGAGGGCCGGCAAGCCUCUCUAGCAGCAGACUUUUCCUUAUCACAAUUCAGUCAUCUACGGCGCCUGCUGCUCUGGCAUGGGCGAAACAGCUACCAACGAAGCGCCAAACUUGCGCAAUUCGUCGUCCACAGGGGCCUCAUCAUAGCAGUCAUUCAAGUGAUCUUCUCCGCAGUCUUUUACUUCAUCCCUCUCGCCAUCUUCCAGGGCUGGUUGCAAGUGGGCUACGCGACAUACUACACAACGGCCCCUGUGCUGUCUCUCGUGCUGGACGUAGAGCUCCCAGAAAAAGUGGUCUUUAUGUUCCCGGAGUUGUAUCAGACACUGCGGAACGGUCGAGCCUUGUCCAUCAAGAGCUUCUUUGGAUGGGUGUGGCGCUCCGUAUACCAGGGCGCUGUCGUGAUGCUGGGGGCGAUCCUCCUUUUCGAGCAGAGCCUCACAAACAUCGUUGCCAUCACUUUCACUUCCCUUGUGCUGGCGGAACUGCUGAACGUUGCCUCCGAAAUACAGACAUGGCACCCCCUGAUGGUUUCGUCUGAAAUUUGCACUGUGACGAUCUACAUCUUCUCGAUGUUCAUCCUGCGCAGUUAUUUUGACAUUACCUUCGUGAUGACCCAUGCCUUCUGGUUGAAGGUGUCAGUCAUCACACUGGCCUCUUGGCUGCCACCCCAUCUCUUUGCCGUAGUUCGGAAAAUCAUCCAACCCCCCCAGUACUCCAAACUCACCGCUGCCUGA